This is a messenger RNA of Cottoperca gobio, 3706 nucleotides long. RefSeq names its product protein ABHD8-like. Gene Ontology annotation, biological process: phosphatidic acid biosynthetic process; lipid homeostasis. Gene Ontology annotation, cellular component: mitochondrion. Lineage: Eukaryota; Metazoa; Chordata; Actinopteri; Perciformes; Bovichtidae. The transcript is spliced from 5 exons. The coding region runs from base 313 to 1719 and encodes 468 amino acids. The record is from RefSeq and is a predicted model, not a curated record. Gene Ontology annotation, molecular function: lysophosphatidic acid acyltransferase activity; carboxylic ester hydrolase activity.
GGUCUAGUCUGAGUGCGCAGUGGAUGCUGAGGGAGACGAAAAAAAACAUUGUUUGUUAUCGUUUUGGGUAUCUUAUUGAGAUGCAAUUACCACACUUUUAUGGAUUCAUGCAUUAUCAUCAAUUCAAGCCCGUGUUCUGUGGUAGCAGUAUAAUGAAGCCAAUAAGAAGCUUUUAGUGUUUUGCAGCAUCUCUAGCGUAGACAAAUUGUUGCACCAAAUGCAACGUUUUCUCUCUUCUGCUUCGUCGGCCCUCAUUUUUCGGUGCAGAUUUAUAUUCACCCCUAAUCAUCACUAAUUCAGCAGGGAAGCACCAUGCUGACCAGUAUCACUGAAGGGAUACUGUGCUGCCUGACUGGGAAGGCUGCCAGUCUGGUUUUGCCCCUGGAGUCAUCAGAACCCUCUGAUGGGUUUGAGUUUGUGGAGGUGAAACCUGGGAGAGUCCUGCGAGUGCGUCACAUCAUCCCCGAGCGUCAGCCCGUAGUAACGGAAGAUCAAAUUGCAAGCAAGGGGAAGAUGGAUGGCGAUGAUGAUGACGGCUCUCCUGAGGAUUAUAACAACAGCAAUACCGGCAGCAGUGUCCACUGCAAGCGGAAGAUCACAGUCUUCCGCAAUGGCCAGCUGGUGAUUGAGAAUCUCGGCGAUGUUUUGCACUCUGAGAUCCUGCAGUGUCAGGAUGGGGAUCUGGAGCCUUGCAGCACUGUCGAGGUGGAGCUGGCCGACUACAAAGAAAUGCCCUCUUCUCCAGACCCCAACCCUGUUCCUCAUCCAGUUCUUUCACCCCUUGGGGAACAGAAACCUGCUCCACCUCCUCGCCGUCGCCGUCGCAAGCCCAAGCGCACAGUGCAAAUCGACUCAAAGAGGGUGAUCUCGAGCUGCAAAGGGACACACUCGGAUGUAGCUCUGUUCUUCGUGCACGGCGUGGGAGGUUCCCUAGACAUUUGGGGCAGCCAACUGGACUUCUUCUCUCGGCUAGGCUAUGAGGUCAUUGCGCCGGACUUGGCGGGGCAUGGAGCCAGCACUGCUCCGCAUAUUGCAGCGGCUUAUACUUUUUAUGCCCUUGCGGAGGACCUUCGUGCCAUCUUUAAGAGAUAUGCUCGUAAACGCAACAUUCUCAUUGGCCACUCGUAUGGAGUGUCAUUUUGCACCUUCCUGGCCCACGAAUAUCCUGAUCUGGUCCAUAAGGUGGUGAUGAUCAACGGAGGAGGCCCGACAGCUCUGGAGCCCAGCCUAUGCUCCAUAUUCCAGCUGCCAUCUUGUGUCCUGCACUGUCUGUCGCCCUGUCUGGCCUGGAGCUUCCUCAAAGCUGGGUUUGCCCGUCAGGGUGCCAAAGAAAAGCAGCUGUUGAAACAGGGCAACGCCUUCAAUGUGUCUCCGUUUGUCCUGCGAGCCAUGAUGAGUGGCCAGUACUGGCCUGAGGGGGAUGAGGUCUACCAUGCCGAGCUUACUGUGCCCAUCCUUCUGGUUCACGGCAUGUGUGACAAGUUUGUGCCCAUGGAUGAGGACCAGCGCAUGGCAGAGAUCCUUCUGUUUGCAUUCCUAAAAGUCAUCGAGGAGGGAAGUCACAUGGUCAUGAUGGAGUGCCCUGACACCGUCAACACCCUCCUCCACGAGUUCUUUCUAUGGGAGCCUGACAUGUCCAGAAAAGACAGCAGCAAGACAGACACAGCUCUCAGUGACUCUCUCCACAUACUGAAAAUCAAUAAGCCUAUGGACAAAUAACCAACCAGGACUCUAGUUUUAUUACGGAACCAAGCAGAAGGCCCCUUGUGGCAUGUGUUCUUAAGGCUGCUCCCAGGCUGAGAGCUGUUAUAAAUAGGGCCACCUCUUAAGGAUGUGGACAGCCACUGGUGCUCCAAGAUAAAGCAGGACUUAGGCAUGUUGCCGACCAGAGAACGAUGGAACGAACAUAAAGAUGAGGGGAAUGGAUGCAAAUACACAGUCAGUUUUUGCUUCGCUUUUUAAUACCAGUUUGUGCACCAUUGCAUCAUGUUUGAGAAACGACACAAUACCUGGAGGACUAUGUCCAUCCAUUAUUGGUGUAUUAAAUGUAUCGGGCGAAGAGCUACAAGAUGCAAAAAGCAUAAAAUCCAUGAAAUGGUGUGUGAAUUCCCUCACCUUAAAUAUUCUGUAAAGUACUGCAGAGCUUCUGUUCAACCUUUACAAAAUGGUUAUCAACUUAUAGUUGGGCCCAUCUUACAUCUGCUUUCAGUGGGAAACUGGCUAAAUGUAGUGAAUUGAGGAAUUACAGAUCCGGUUUUCCAGUAUGAGGAUGAAGAACGUGUUAUAAUGCAACCCAAGUGUUGAUAAUAAUAGUUUAUUACCAAAUAAUAAAGACAUUAAAUAUAUACGUCAUUCAUACAUAAAUGACAUUAUGCGAGGAGAAACACAAAAUCCAUUGUUAACAUGCAUUUCAGCCACCUAUUAACCACAUCCAUACAAUGUACUGUGAUCACCAUCUCAAACAUGAAGACUCACAAUCACAGCUAUUGUCAAUAAAAUUGGAUCAUAUAUUUCCAAAUUACAGCAAUAUAUUUUCCAUAUAUUAAACUCUAAUAUAAAAUCUAAAUCCAAAAAGCUAUGUGCAUCUAUGUUAAGCACAAUGUAACCAACUCAUCGAUUCAUAUUUGCAUGGAAAUUAAGUAAUAUGCAAUGAGAUUUAUGUGAACUGGUUGCAAAUACAAAUGUAAACAAACAUGGAUGCCCAAAAGGUUCUCCUUUAUUCUAGCAGCUAUUUCUGCAAUAGUAUAUAAUAUCCUAAGGAUACAAAGUGCCGAGGCCCUGCAUGAAUUCAGAAUAUGAAAAGGUAUGAAGGUUGUGUCAGACAGUUGCAAUAUAUUCUCAUAUUGAAAAAUUCCCUGUGCACUUCUCCCUAAUCAUAUAUCAAAUGAGUGUUAUUUUUAUUGUGUAAGUAUUAUUUUGCCUUUAUUUUGAAAUAACUGCCAUAACAAAUUGUGGUUGUAUUGACCGCUUUAAGCUGCUGAGUGUGUUGCUCUACUACUCUCCAGUCCAUCCUAUUUAUCUAAUAGUGUCAAACAGAAAGAAUGAGCUCAAUAUUAUGCUCACUGAAAGACAUUCAUUCAUGGGUGCUACUUUGUCUCAUAGUGGGACAGUAAGGUGCGAGUAAUAAAAAGAAAAGGUGUAAAUUGGUAGAUUUGAGACUGAGUGUCCAAAGCUUAAAAUCAAAUAUGAGUCAGCCGAAGGAGAGAGUCUCUUACAAAGAAGGACAUUUGUACGGACCAUGCUGGUCUGUUGUAUAUGCAUUUUGACAGAAUGCUGAUGCAACAUGACUGGUCUUAUGCAACUGGAACAAAAUAGAGAGAAAUAUAGUGGAAAUAAACUGACUUGGCACUGACAUCUCAAAAAACAUUAUAUAUUCUCUAUGGACCUUCCAAAAACCAACAAGUGCUGCUGAUGCAAUGUACUGUGUGUCUCCUUUGGUGUAAAAGGUCAGUAAAACUGUAUGAACGACAGGAUGCACAUGUACUUCCUCUUAUGCUAAAAGUGUACAUAUACAAAUUGUCAGUGCUCAAAUGUGCUAUAUCUUUUUGUGGUUAACAAAGAUGUGUUAAUGUGUUUAUUCAUGGAAAUCAUUAUAUAUGCACUGCCUGAAUGUAGAUGCAUAUAACAUUAUAUAGCCUAUCAAAACAGUUGGGUUCAGUGUAUUAAUGUGCCUUUCCUGGCAUGAAAUAAAACCAAUGUUCACAGA